CUACCACCCAGCCGGUAGUUGAAGUAUGAUUAUUACAACGAGAGCGGCAACUUCAGACAAUUGACGUUGAAACGUGGUAGCAGCUUUUUCUGAGAGGUCUGAAGAGAGAAAGAUUGUCUUUGCUGAAGUUCCAAGACAAAUCAAUCACGGUCUGGUUUCCCCUCUCCUAUGCCUAUUUCAACUGUGGGUUAUUUUGGAGAUUGUAUAUUUAGAGGAAAUCAAGAUGACAUUUUCCCGCGGAAACCUUAAUCAGUUAAUUGAUACAGGCAAUGUAUCAACAGUCAGCACGGAAGGAAUUGCAACACUGCUUCAUAGUUUCCCCCCCAUUCUGCAGCCUGCUAUGACGCGACCGACAUAGAACCGUUAUUUGCCGGGGGGGCGGGAAACGUUUGUAACGUUUUCCCAAUAUGGGACUUCGAAAGUGUUCCGAUAGGGCACUGGACCGAGCCGCACCAUGAAGACCCAGAAGGCCGGGGACCCCGGGGGCCAGACACCAAGCUCUCCUUCCCCACGCCAACGGAUGUCUGGUUUCAGCCUGCGGGGUCGGAAGAAGGAGGGCCUGAUCCGUGGCGAGCUGCGCAUCCACUCCAUGCCAGGAGCCUUCCUGGUGCUGGGGGUCAUCGUGGUGGUGGUGGGCACGGCCCUGGCAGUGGCUGGGUACUGGCCCUACCGGACCCAGCGUUCCCAGCUGCUAGGAGUUGGACAACAAGGCUCUGGUUCUGUAGACGGGGAAGGAGGAGUUAGAGGUGGGGGUGUCUCUGAACCCCAGUCAUCCGGUUGGAACCUGGGGGCUAAGAGCCUCAUGACCACGGCCAGUCUGAUCCACAAUGAGCGGAUGAAGCUCCUGGGACCAGUCAUCAUGGGCGUGGGGCUGUUCAUCCUCAUCUGUGCCAACACGGUGCUGUACGAGAACCGCGACAGAGAGACCCAGAUGCUGCUGGCCCAGAUGCAGAGCGUCAUCUGUUCGGUGUCGGCGGCCGUGCCCUCGGCCGACCUCUCAGACAUGGCAGCAGCCAACUCCAUGGCCAGACACUACCAGUGGGUGAGCAGUCUGCCUGCCACCCACCUUAACAUCCUCUAUCUGCAGCAGCUGGCCAGCUCAGAGCCCCUGCUGCAGACGACCAGAGACAGCAGAGAGGAGGAGGAGAUGGCAACUGACUGUAUGUACCAGCAGGCCACCGUACAGACGGAGGCUCUACACCACCAGGACUCAGCCUCUACCCCUUCCCUCCACUCCUCCCACUCCAACUCAUGCAACUCCAGCAAGAUGGGCUUCAACACGGGGAGGGACGGUGGUGGUGGUGGUGGGCCAAGGGUAGGGGGCUUCAGCCCGGACCCCCAGCCCGCUCACCUCUUUAAGCUCAACAACUGUCUGGUGUCAGCCAGCUCCCUGUCCACUCUGGGAGGGGAUGACUGGGAGAGGUCGGAGGUCACAGCCACGCUGCCCAGGCGCUCCCACAGUCUGAGCUACAGGACUAACCCAGGCCCUCAUGGGCCCCAGACUGUAAAAUGCCAACAGGAAGGGGCCAUACGACCGUGGGGACCUGGGGCAGACCCAGAGGGAGUGCGGAGGGAGCCCAGCUCAGACGUGUAUGUGAACAUGGUUGGGUGUGGAGGUGUGGAGCCCCCGGAGCUCACCCCCGUAGAGGAGCAGAGGCACCGCAGCUGGCCCCGGUUAGACCUGGGCUGUGCCCGCAGGUACCUGAAGCUGGACAAUAAGGAGGACUCGGUGGACAGACUGCUAGACCAGUUGGAGCAGCAGUGUUCUCAGUGGGAUAACAGUUUCGGCUCAGGGCCUUUCCAGUGAGAGCCAGUAAAGGUCCCAUAUCUCAAUAAGGCCCCAUAUCAGGGUCCUCUGUCAGUUUUUUAAAAGCAGCUUAUGAAGAAAGAUCCUCAUGGAUGCUGAUAUAUCCACAACUAGGAGUAGGAGCUUUUUUUCCAUUGGAUCAUAACUGCACUGUUUUCACUGACUCCUGAAACCGGGAAGGGAGGCUAUAACAGAAACCGCUCAAGUGAAAUCCAGUUGAUGUAGGAAGCUGAUUUCCUCUCUUGGGAUACACAGUACAGUGUUGAGCGGCUUCCAAAUCUGAAGAUACGAACCUUUAGAGACCUUGUUUCUCGGACUUCCCGUGGCGUGGAUAUAGAAACACAAGUGUUGGAGGACUGCAGAUGAAUUGGAUAAGCUUGGCAGACAUCAUUAUUUAAGAGGGGAACAAUACACAUACUGUCAAAUAUGAGUUUGAAAGAUUUGCCAGUCUGUUUACUGGGUGGCAGUUAGGCUUGGCACUUGGUAGUAAUGUGGACGAAUCCAUUUGUCUUUCAUUGCCAAAGCGUUGCUUGUGUUCAGGACACAGCAAAAGCACAUCCGAAUGUGGGAGGUAGAACCACAUUCUAAUGAGGGACCGUCUACACUUUGCAAUCAAUUUAAAAACCAAACAACUGUAACCUGGUGAGCGCAAGAUGUGCUAAUGACAACAGCUCGUCAAAUAAAAUAUAUGUCCGUAGGAGACCAAAACAGGUGCAUGAUGACAGAGAUGUCAUGUGUAAUCUAUAUCUACAUAGUUAUGCAGAAUAAUGGUUGUGUAUUGACUGUGUAUCAGAACGAGAGAGAGUCAAUAAUAGGUUGGUUAACACAUUAUUUAAAUGGUACGUACAUAAGGACUUCAUAACACAUGAAUAAACAGUACAUAAGCAUUUAUUAAGUAUUAUGUAUGGCUUAUGCAUGUGUAAUAAAUCCCUUAUGUAGGUACCCUUCAACUACUAUGUUGUCCGUUUACUGUAGUUCUAUUGGUUAUUACCGAGGCUGUGUACCAAAUGACACCCUACUUCCUAUAUAGUACACUACUUUAGACCAGCACUCAUAGGGCUCAAAAGUAGUGUUCUGUAUAGGGCAGGGGUUUCCAUCCCUGUUCCUGGAGAGAGACCCUGCUGUAGGUUUUAACUCCAACCCUGUUCCUGGAGAGAGACCCUGCUGUAGGUUUUAACUCCAACCCUGUUCCUGGAGAGAGACCCUGCUGUAGGUUUAAACUCCAACCCUGUUCCUGGAGAGAUACCCUCCUGUAGGUUUAAACACCAACCCUGUUCCUGGAGAGAGACCCUCCUGUAGGUUUAAACACCAACCCUUUUCCUGGAGAGAGACCCUGCUGUAGGUUUUAACUCCAACCCUGUUCCUGGAGAGAGACCCUGCUGUAGGUUUAAACACCAUCCCUGUUCCUGGAGAGAGACCCUGCUGUAGGUUUAAACACCAUCCCUGUUCCUGGAGAGAUACCCUCCUAUAGGUUUAAACUCCAACCCUGUUCCUGGAGAGAUACCCUCCAGUAGGUUUUAACUCCAACCCUGUUCCUGGAGAGAUACCCUCCUAUAGGUUUAAACUCCAUCCCUGUUCCUGGAGAGAGACCCUGCUGUAGGUUUAAACACCAUCCCUGUUCCUGGAGAGAUACCCUCCUAUAGGUUUAAACUCCAUCCCUGUUCCUGGAGAGAGACCCUGCUGUAGGUUUAAACUCCAACCCUGUUCCUGGAGAGAUACCCUCCUGUAGGUUUAAACACCAACCCUGUUCCUGGAGAGAUACCCUCCUGUAGGUUUUUAGGGAAUAGGGUGCUAUUUGAGACUCAACCCCAGAAUGACUUAAUGUAAAUGUAAAUGUAACCAAAGGUGAGGAAACCCUUCCCUUCCUCAUGUCUACCAUCCUGUUGAUUUGUCUCUCUGCCUCAUCUCAGAGUGCAUCUUGUGUUUGUCCCAAAAUGGCACCAAACUCCCUACAGAAGUAGUGUACUGCUUUUGACCAGGGCUCAUAGGGCUCUGGUUAAAAGUAGUGUUCAAUAUAGGGAAUAGGGUGCCAUUUGGGAUGCAGAUUUAGUGUUUACAAGGAGGGGUCAAGCCUUCCGCCGUCCAAUACAGGUGAGGGAAUGGAGGACAGACCAGUCAGUGUCGACGCUGUCUGUCUCUGAUUUAAUGGAAUGAAAUGGUCAGUGUUUUUGCAUGCAGUUGGGGUGUGUGGGGCUACGUGAUUAAGAAAUGUUUGGUUCACUAGAGAACAAGAUCCCCCCCCCACACACACACACACACACACACUGGCUGAUGUGGAGAGAAGACUCCACUGUGUUUGCAAUGCCACAGUCUCUCUCUUUCUCUCUCUUGUCAGUGUUGCCUGUUUUGUAUGGCAUGUCAGUGUGACAAUAUGUGUUCUAAAUGUACAGUAUUAACAAGCAAUAUCAGUAGGUCUGCCAGAACAAUUAUUGUCUGUGUCUGGCCCUGUAGACCCACAUACCAAGGCAAAGCUUUAAAAAAAAAAAAAAAUGGAGAAAAAAAAUCCUUGUGUUUCAUUUGUUCAACUUGGGGUAUUUAUGUGGCAUCACUAUUUAUGUGCUCAACACUGAUGACGCUAUUCCUCACCAGACAGGGGCUAUGCGCUCAUUGUUCCUCCCAGGUCGAGGAUGUAAACCUGGGAUGAGACGCAACGGGCCUCCUAGCUGUCCCCAGGCCGGUCCACACAACCCCGCAGCCAAUCAGCAGGCUUUUACCACUCCACAACGGAUUCAAAUG
Oncorhynchus masou masou (cherry salmon) is the source of this 4543-nucleotide messenger RNA. Its product is annotated as transmembrane protein 200A-like. Lineage: Eukaryota; Metazoa; Chordata; Actinopteri; Salmoniformes; Salmonidae. The record is from RefSeq and is a predicted model, not a curated record. The coding region runs from base 455 to 1807 and encodes 450 amino acids. The transcript has 2 exons.